This is a messenger RNA of Scaptodrosophila lebanonensis, 685 nucleotides long. RefSeq lists its product as uncharacterized. NCBI's taxonomy places the organism in Eukaryota, Metazoa, Arthropoda, Insecta, Diptera, Drosophilidae. The transcript is spliced from 2 exons. The coding region runs from base 72 to 545 and encodes 157 amino acids. The record is from RefSeq and is a predicted model, not a curated record.
GUAUAUAAGCAUAUGUGGAAAUAUGUUUAUUGUGUAAUGUGCAUGUAUAUAAAGUGCAUGUAUAUAAGCAUAUGUGGAAAUAUGUCUAUUGUGUGACGGACCAUGCAAAAACUAUGUGGUGUGAAUUGUGCAUUAGGAACGUGCAGGUAAAACAGGUGUGUUUCCCACUGGACACUUGUUGCAUAUGGGAAAGAAUAUGCGCAAGUAUGCCAAGAUGCAAACGCAAACGGACGGAGUUCGGGUUGAACCUGCUAAUUGUUGCACUUCACUUUUCGUUUAAGCGGACCAGCGCGGUACCGGCGUUAGACGAGAUGAGGCCCUUGGAUAAGGGACGGACAGCGGGAUGCUGUUCCGUUGUGGGGGUCGGCGGACAGACCGACAGUGAACAAAUAUGGCGUAUCCAACGCCAGGAACAAGCUGGGGCGAACGGUCGUAGGCUGCACAGGACUUGGAAGGAACGGGAGGUGCACCUGAAGAUCCGGCUCGAAGGACAAUGUUGGCGUGGGGCGUUGGGGGUGAAAGUCCAAAAACCGCAAGGGAAGUAAAAUGGCGUCUGCUUUCCUUUUCACUGUGACGUGACUCGCACGUAUAUAUAUAUUCUUCACUUGUAUGACAAUUUGAAACUAAACUUAACCUAAUUGCAGUGGCGCUUAGCUGCCCAUAUGAAAGAGGGAGAGGCCGCCGA